This is a messenger RNA of Sarcophilus harrisii (Tasmanian devil), 5361 nucleotides long. RefSeq names its product zinc finger protein 383. The transcript has 6 exons. Gene Ontology annotation, biological process: regulation of DNA-templated transcription. The record is from RefSeq and is a predicted model, not a curated record. The coding region runs from base 208 to 1965 and encodes 585 amino acids. NCBI's taxonomy places the organism in Eukaryota, Metazoa, Chordata, Mammalia, Dasyuromorphia, Dasyuridae.
AUCCAAUGGGGCAACUCUUUCCUUUCUACUGCCGAUUACCCAAUCCCCUCCGAGGAGAUCUUGCUUAGAGACCCUCUCUCAGCUUCCACGGGAUUGGAAGGAAUAGCUCAGCUUCUUCCCGACCCUCCGAAAUCCCCCUCGCUGCUUCCCCACGAGAUCCUGAGGUUCUUCUUGUCCUUCCCUGAAAGGGAGGAAACAUAAGGUCCCAUGAUGGCUACUAUAAAUUCGAUAGCUGAACCCCAGGCAUCAGUGACAUUUGAAGAUGUGGCUGUAUACUUUACCCAAAAGGAAUGGGAAAGCCUGGCCCCAAAUCAAAGAGCCCUAUACAGAGAUGUGAUGCUGGAGAAUUAUGGAAAUUUGAUCUCUCUGGCAUUUCUGUUUCCUAAACCUGCUAUAAUCUCCCAGCUAGAAAAAGGGGAAGAGCCUUGGGUUUUGGAUCCACAGAGACCACUAGACAAAAAGGGCACCUGUUAUAAAGGGUAUCCCUUUAUGAAACCUGCUGUCAACUCUCAACUGGAACAAGAAGAAUCUGGGAGCCUUGAUGUUCAAGGGUGUCUGAACAAAAAGAGUCUGCAAAGCACCUGUGAUGAUGGUGAGACCAGCACUAAGAAUAAAGAGUUGACUCCAAAGCAGGAAGUAUUUAAUAGAAGAAAUGUACACAUGGUGUCAGUAGGCAUCCAAGUGAAUGUCCCUCACAAAUCCAAGUUUAAAGGAAUGACUUUACUAAAGAAUAAGCUAGAGAAGCAACAAAGAAAUCCCAAAGAAGAUGGAAUGAGAAGAGAGAAGGGAGAUUUAGUUAAAAUGACAGUCAAAGAUGAAGGAACGGAAAGGAAAUUAAGCUCACAUCUUGCAACAACACAUCAAAAAGUCUCUAGAGUACAGAUAUCCUAUGAAUGUGAUGAAUGUGGCAAACUUUUCUGUCAGAGUUCAGAUUUCUUUCAACAUCAGAGAAUUCAUUCCAUAGAGAAGCCUUAUGAUUGUAAAGAAUGUGGGAAAGCUUUCAGCUUUAAUUCAACACUUGUUCAGCAUCAAAGAAUCCAUACUGGGGAAAAACCCUUUCAAUGCAAAGAGUGUGGAAAAGCUUUCAGUUGUAGUUCACAUUGUACUGCACAUCAAAGAAUUCACACUGGAGAGAAACCCUAUGAAUGUAAGGAAUGUGGGAAAGCCUUCAGCUUUAAUUCAACACUCAUUCAGCAUCAGAGAAUCCACACUGGAGAGAAACCUUUUGAAUGUAAGGAAUGUGGGAAAGCCUUCAUUCAAAAAAUAACCUUUAUACGGCAUCAGCGAAUUCACACUGGAGAGAAACCUUUUGAAUGUAAAGAAUGUGGAAAGACUUUCAGUCUGAACUCACAGCUUAUUCAUCAUCAGGCACUCCAUACUGGAGAGAAACCUUUUGAAUGUCAGGAGUGUGGGAAAGGCUUCAUUCGAAACUCACACCUUAUUCAGCAUCAGAGAAUUCACAAUGGGGAGAAAUUUUACCAGUGUAAAGAAUGUGAGAAGUCCUUUAAACAGAAAGCAAGUUUAAAUCGACACCAGAGAAUUCACUCUUGGGGGAAGUCCCAUGAAUGUAAGGACUGUGGGAAAGGCUUCAACAAGAAUUCAGAUUUGAGUCAUCAUCAGAGAUUCCAUUCUAGAGAAAAACCUUAUGAGUGUAAGGAAUGUGGGAAAGUCUUUAUUCGGAACUCAAAUUUUGUCCGACAUCAGAGAAUCCACCCUGGGGAGAAACUUUUGAAUGUAAUUGUUGGUCUCUGUGUACCCCAGGUUCAAGUUAACAGGCCUUCCACUAUUUGGCCUCACUUAACCUGUCCACCCUUAUCCUCUGCUCUUCCCCAAACUGAUUCUUCCAAUCCAUCCAGUCCAGUCUCUUCACUGUCCUCCCCAAAUACUGUACUCAUUCCCACUUCUGAGCCUUUGUUAAUGUUACUUCCCCAAAUGCCCUCACCUCUUCUCUCUCCCUUUCUUUGAUUUUUUUUUUUUUAUCAGAGGUCCCACUAAAUAUAUCUCAACUAUUCUGAGGUCUCCAAGAUUUACAUCUUUCCUAUUUCACUAAAUAGGCCAAGAAUUCUAGUUAGUAAUUUCUAGUAUCUUUCAUUAUUUUCUUAUUGAUUUAUUUUCAUCUCAACUAGAUUUCAAGUUCUUUAAAAGCAAAGACUAUAUGGACAAUAAAAAUAAGAUGAAAAGAUGAGUUGGAUAAAGAUCAGUGGAAAUGAAGUUUCUCCAGUUUAAAUUAAUAUAAACCAAUUGGAAGGGUAUUAGAAAUUAACAUAAUCACAAUAUCCAAGAGAAGAAGAAUUGAGAGAAUAUAAUGAGUCAAAAAUCAAUAAAAGUGAUUAGCUGUUUCAAGCUAGACUUUUUGGGAUAUUUUAGUGUAUAGAUCUGAUUCUUAAAUUUGCAUCUUCAGAAACAGAAUUUUAAUUUUGAUUCACAUUAAAUACACAGAAAAUUUAUAUAAACCAAAAAUAUAAUUUAAUAACUUUCAAUUGGGAAAUAUGUUCUUUUUGUGACUGAAAGGAUUGUGUCUGUUCUCUAUCAACCCCCCAUAGCUAAUAUCCAGACACAUAAGAUACUAUGUACUAAGUAACCUGGUUAGUUUUCAUCAAAUAAGAUAGUUAAAAUGAGAUUGCUGGGAAAGUGAUUAUGGCAUGAAAUGUAUCCUCACAGAGCUUCUCUUUGCAUCCUGUUGAAUUUAAAUAGGAUUUAUCCUGGGUAAAAAUCAUUAAAUAGGUAAAAUUUGUCUUCUGAAUAGCCUCUCUUUUUUUGUUCACUUUUUAUCUAUACCCUUUUAUAGCCCAUAUCUACCCAUAUUUCUUUCUAAUCUAUGAUGUAGUAGGAAGAGAUGUAGGAUUUGUACUCAAGGCUUCUAGGUUGAAGACCUAGUUUAUCUAUUCCUUCUUUAUCUACAUUUGUAUCACUUUAAUUUUUAUGGGGCUCAAAUUUCUUCAUUUGUGAAUUGACAGAAUUAUACUAGGUGAGCUCUGAAGCUAUUACAAGUCUAAAUUUAAGCCUUUGACUAAAAUUUAUACCAAUUAUACCUUCAUAGUCUGUUUCCAUGUUAAGCCUUUGUCUCUUGUCAAAGGAAUGUUAAGCAAGUAGCCACUUUCUUGCGCAAAUAAAUACUUUUCAGGACAUUCCAUUGCCUAUUGGGCAGAAUACAAGUUUCUUGGCUUGGCAUUUGAGGUCCACCAUAAUCUGACUUCAGCUUACAGUUGCCGUCUUAUUUUGAUCUGCAUCCCUUCACACACUUCUAGUAAAACUGGUCUGAUCAUUGUCAAAUUAUGCCUUCUUACAUCUGCCCAGCUGUUACCCAUCCCUAGAAAACAUUCCUUCCUAAUCUCCAUCAGUUAAGAUCUUUUCUUCAAGGAUCAGCUUAGGUGUUUGCCUGUUCCAUGAAUCCUUUUCAGAUCUACCUUGAUCAGAACAUAGGAGGAAUCAGAAAGGAUCUGCCUUCCUCAUAUUUACCUAGACUACUUUUUCUGAAUUUUUGUCUUUUUUAUUUUUGAUGCAAAGCUUGGAGUCCUGAAUAUAAUUUGUUUAUUUAAUAGAGGAGUUAGAAUCUGGGGAAAAACUUGAAAUCACACUAUUAGAUAAGGGUGGACAGAUUAAGUUUUCCUUGAGGAAAAAUGAGACUUUGGCAGAUACUUUGAAGUAACAAUAUUUACUGCAUUACUCUGAUUUACAGCUGGACCUGUGAUUUCUUUGACAUAGAACACUCCCAAACAAGAAAACUCCUACUUGUGUAAAUGAGUACUUCCUCUGUAACUUUCUUUUAGCUGCCUGAAAGACUGAUUAGUUCCGACUAGCCCAAUGUCACAUGACCUGUUAUGUGUUCUAUAUCUUCCUGGUUUGGGGACUAGUUCUCUCUACCCUCUCACCAGGCUAAAUACCUGUCAAAAGGGAAAUUACAUGAAUCCAGUAUGACCUGUUCCCAAUGAAAUUAUAUUGGCUCUUUGUAUUCACUCAUAUUCCUUUUUCACAAAUUUUUCCUUUAAUGUUUCAGAAUGUUUCCAAGAAUCAAAUCAAACGUACUGGCUUAUCAAAUUCCUUUGUUCUCUCUGUUUUAGUCCAGUAUUCUCACAGAAGAGACACAAGGGUUGAAUAUAUCUGCCUUCUUUCCAGUACACAUUAUUAUCAUCCUUUCUACCCCAAAUAGAAACUCAGUGUUUCUUCACCUUUACCCCACAUAGCUUUUUUAAAAAAUCUUUUUCUGUCUUUAGCUUUCUUUACCAACCUCAACUCAUUCUGACUUAGCUUUAACACUCCUUAAAUAAUUCUUAAAGAACCAUAUCAUGGUUUGGUAUUAUAUUCGUCCUCUGCUAACUGCCUUUGCUUCUGUGUUUGCACAUCUUUGCAAAUAAUCUUAGUCCCUAUCAUAUUAGUCUCUUCUACUUCUUCUCCUCAAUGGAAUUGUAUCUCUAUCUCUUUUCUUUAGAUGGGGUAGAAGAUUUUUAUUCUAGAAAGUUAUGAAAACAUGGCAAUAUACUAUAUGAAACGGAUAUAAAGAGUUCAAAAAAUAUGUAUGAACUAAUGCAGAGUGAAAUAAUUAGAACAAUUUAUACAAUGUCCACAGUACUGCAAAAAUGACAAUUCUGAAAGGCAUAAAGAUUCAUAGAUAAGCAUUCCUCUCAUUGUAGAGUUUGCAAAUAAUAGGAGUUGAAUGAGGCACACGUCACUACAGGACAAGUGUGUUGUGUUGGUUUUAAUUAGCUAUACUUUUUCACAAGGCAGGAUUCUUUGGAGGGAAGAGACAUUAGGAGAUGAUGAUGUAAAAAUAAAAGCAUUAGUAGAAAAAAAUUUAAGUAAAAAAAGCAAGGACUGAAGGCUCGGAAAUGUCAUCAUGCAUUAAUAAUAACUGCAGUUUAUAGAGGAUUUACAGGUUAAGAGACUUGUCCGUGGAUACUAUCAGAGAUGUGAGAUCAGAUCUUGACUUCAGGUCCAGUACUCUGACUAGUGACAGAUGGCUUCGCUGUAAUCACCCAUCUUUCUAAUUCUAUACAAAAAGACCUUUCUCCAAUGUAAGCAAUUAAAUGUUAUCAAUAUUCUAUUUGUUAUUUUUGCUUAGCGUUAUGUGGAUGAAAAUGCAGAGUCUAUAAUUUGCUAUUUAGUGACUAAAUAGUUUGAUUCCAACUGGCAUAGGUAAAUUGUUGGUGGUUUUAAUUUGUCAGGCACUGAGGGCAUUUAGCCAUUGUAGAUCUUUGGCUUCCUAAUUCCUGCAUGAAUAUGGAAUAAGGAAGGAGAAAGGAAAAAAACUUGCAGAUUAUUCAGAAACCUUACACUUCUAUCAAUAUCUUCUGUGAAAACUUAUAAAAGGAAUCAGGAGGUGACGAAUAUGUUAAACACUGAAUAAAGUCACAAAAAAUAAAA